Cariama cristata (Red-legged seriema) is the source of this 345-nucleotide messenger RNA. RefSeq names its product CDK5 regulatory subunit associated protein 1-like 1 (gene CDKAL1). Gene Ontology annotation, cellular component: endoplasmic reticulum. Gene Ontology annotation, molecular function: 4 iron, 4 sulfur cluster binding; tRNA (N(6)-L-threonylcarbamoyladenosine(37)-C(2))-methylthiotransferase activity. Gene Ontology annotation, biological process: tRNA methylthiolation. The transcript has 3 exons. NCBI's taxonomy places the organism in Eukaryota, Metazoa, Chordata, Aves, Cariamiformes, Cariamidae. The record is from RefSeq and is a predicted model, not a curated record. Bases 1 to 345 code for a protein of 114 amino acids.
AUGCCUGCUGCCUGUGAUUCGGUGCUUGAAGAUAUUGAAGAUAUUGUGUCAGCAGAAGAUUUGAAACCGCAUGAUCGGCAGUUUGUGAGAAAGAACGUUUUUCCAAAAGUGCGAAAACGCAAUUCACAACAAAAUGUUCAGGCAGAUGAUGAUCCCCCAAGUGACAGCAUUAUUCCUGGUGCUCAGAAAAUCUGGAUUCGUACAUGGGGAUGUUCACACAAUAAUUCGGAUGGUGAAUAUAUGGCUGGACAGCUGGCUGCAUAUGGAUACAAAAUUACAGUGUUCCAGAAGCUACUUCUGGCUUGUCAAGAUUCGGAUGACUGUCGUGUGCUUUUGGAAUUUUAG